Molecule: messenger RNA, 1917 nt
Organism: Tripterygium wilfordii
Lineage: Eukaryota; Viridiplantae; Streptophyta; Magnoliopsida; Celastrales; Celastraceae
Product: WD repeat-containing protein 76
Exons: 5
Coding region: 90-1790 (566 amino acids)
Biological process (GO): regulation of DNA damage checkpoint
Cellular component (GO): nucleus
Molecular function (GO): DNA binding; protein binding
Source: RefSeq, a predicted model, not a curated record
AUAACCACCACCAUUGUAACAAAUCGCUUUGUAUUCCUGGAACCCUAGAAAUCUCUCUCUCGCGCUCGGUCUCUCUCUCUCUCUGUAUCAUGGCGUCCUUAGAACUGACGGAGUAUGAGCGAAAGAGGCUUGAGAACAUUCGUCGGAACGAAGAAAUGAUGAAUGCCUUCAAGAUUAACUCCAAAGCUGCAGAACUCUCUGCCGCAACCAAACGUCAAAGAAUGGGAUCCAAAUCUUACAAAGUGAGUCCGGAGAAGAAACCUAAAACCGGGAGCCCUGUCAUAAUCAGACGAUCCUUACGUACCCGAGGAAUCCCACCUGAUGCGAAGGGUCUUGGUGAAGGUUUUGUUGAGCCUCCAAAUGGGGGAAUCCCACCUGAUGCGAAGGGUCUUGGUGAUGGUUUUGUUGAGCCUUCAAAUGGAACUCCGAAGCCCAAACGUCUUUAUAGGCCAUCACCGUGUGUUCUUGGUCCUAUUAGUAUGAGUGAUGCGUUUCGGGGAAAGGGGACUGAUAGGGUACUGAUUGAUUUGGUUUUAGAUGUUGCGAAGAGGCAACAAUUGAGUGUUCAACAUAAGGCAGAAGAUCAUGUCCUUGGUAAGGGUGAGGCUGUGGAAGACGAGAAAGACUUGUUGAAGUUUGCUUCCGUAAAAGGAGAGGUUGAUAGAGAUAAGGUUAUGGAAGAUGAGAAAGACAUGUUGGAGAGUGCUUCAAUUAAAGAGGAAUUUGAUAUAGAUAACAGUCUGAUGCAUGAGAAAUAUUUAGUUAAGGGUGGGUGUAAGAGUGAACCAUUGGAUUGGCCGGUGAAGGUAGAGAAGUGUGAAAUUGAGAGUGGGCUUGAUCUAGGAUCACUGGUCUUAAAACCAGAGAAUGUAGCCAGAGUAGUACCAGGGAGGAUAAUGCUGGUGCGGUUUUUUCCUUGUAAUGACGCGAGGAUGAUAGUAACUGGGAAUAAAUUCGGCAAUGUUGGAUUUUGGAAUGUGGAUUCUCAGCGUAAGAAUGCAAUAUACUUAUACCAUCCGCACACAGGUCCCAUUUCAGGGAUUGCUUUCCGACAGUCUUGCUUAUCAAAGAUCGUUACCAGCUGCUAUGAUGGCUUUGUCCGGUUGAUGGAUGCUGAGAAGGAAGUGUUUGAUUUAAUAUAUUCCAGUGAUGAUGGUAUUUUUUCUCUCUCUCAACGGCCAAAUGAUCUAACUAGCUUAUAUCUCGGUAAGGGUCGUGGAGGAUUGAGUGUCUGGGAUGAGAGGAUAGGAAAGCCCUCAUCUGAAUGGAUUUUGCAUGAAAAUAGGAUAAACACUAUUGAUUUUAACUCACAGAACCCCAACAUCGUGGCCACUGGUUCUACUGAUGGGAUGGCUUGUAUCUGGGAUUUGAGAAGUCUUAAUGCACAUAAUCCCAGAGCUGUGAAAAUGGAGAGCCAUAAAAGGUCAGUGCAUUCUGCUUACUUCUCACCCUCUGGAAGCUCACUUGCAACAACAAGUAUUGAUGACACAGUCAGUAUACUUGGAGGACCUAAUUUUGAGGACACUUCUAGGAUUUACCAUAAUAAUCAAACAGGCAGAUGGAUAUCUACUUUCAGGGGCAUUUGGGGUUGGGAUGACUCUUAUAUAUUCAUCGGCAAUAUGAAACGAGGCAUUGAUGUUAUUUCUCCGGUUGAAAGAAGAGUCGUUAAAACUUUGCAGAGCCCCCACAUGACUGCUAUACCAUGUAGAUUUGAUGCACACCCAUACCAGGUUGGGACCCUAGCAGGAGCCACCGCAGGGGGCCAGGUUUACCUGUGGACCUCUGUAUAGCAAGCAAGGUUCAAUUGCUAAUUUGCUAUUUUGUGCAUCCACUCGUUAUUGAGCUUGUUUAUUAUCAACCUCUGUAAUAUAUGUUGUAGCAAUGAGCAAGUGCCAAGACCAGCGUUUAGUGUGAAAA